CGCUGAUGAGAUAAUAUCAAGACACAAUAUUACAUCUUUACAUGUCAUGUUGGGAUGUCACACUCACUGCCAAGACGAAGAAAAAUGUGUUGGAUUCAACUACAGAACAACAAAGAAUGUCGAAAAUUGUCAACUGACAAACGUUACUAAAGAGAGAGAAAAAACCAAGACAGGAGAUUGGAUGCUGAUGCUUGAUGUUGAAGCGAAAAAAAAUGAAGAAGAAAAGGGAAAAACUGUCGACGGAAAUUCUGACGGUGAAGAAUGUCCCAUUAAAUCUUCCAAUUUUUGUCAUAAAAAUGCAAUAUGCGCCAACAUCAACGGUUCACACAACUGCAGCUGCCUCCCUGGAUAUGCUGGAGAUGGAAAAAAUUGCACUGCCCAUGAAUUGGAUUCAGUCAUAAUGGCCGCCGAGUCACCGGAAUUUACAAAAACUUUGGCAGAAUGGUUGCCGGUGACAGGAAAUUGGAGUGUUUGCUGGCGGGCGACAAGAGACGGGAAUAAAAGUGAAAUAUUUCAUGAUAGAUGCGACUCAAAAGUCCCGACAUUGACAGUUGUAAAAGUGUUAAAAGAUAACAAGAGUUUUAUCUUUGGAGGAUUCGCGACAGUUAAAUGGGAAGUAACAUAUGGGACUUAUGUAUCUGCUCCCGGUUCCUUAUUGUUUUCGUUUCGCAAUAAUGAUGAUCUCCCGCCUUUCACGUUGCCUAAGAUAAGUCCGAAUAACCCAUUUGGAAUUCAACCACACCAGAAAUGUGGGCCUAGGUUUGGGGGUGGACCUGAUCUUAGCAUUGUUGACGGGCAUCUUUCUGACAAUAGAAUAGUUAACGUCGCAAAUAUCGGUUACACAUAUCAAGCUCCCCCUGGAUAUGCCAAAAGUAAAAGCAAGACACAAUCUCUCCUUGCUGGCAGCCUCUAUUUUACACCAGUUGAAGUGGAAGUGUUAUAUUUACCGUGA
Molecule: messenger RNA, 952 nt
Organism: Dendronephthya gigantea
Lineage: Eukaryota; Metazoa; Cnidaria; Anthozoa; Malacalcyonacea; Nephtheidae
Exons: 4
Coding region: 47-952 (301 amino acids)
Molecular function (GO): calcium ion binding
Source: RefSeq, a predicted model, not a curated record